CGUAUCCGCUUGCGCGGCGAUAAUAAUGCAAAUAGCUCAGAUUUGUAUUGAUUGUCGUCGAACCUUAGCAGUUAGCCUACGCCUGUACGAACGGCCAGUGGUUCAUCGAUCGAAAAACUCCCGAAAAAUUCCUAAAAACAGCGGAAUAUCGCCAGUAGGUCAAAAGCACAGUAUAGGUAAGUAUCUAUAUCAAGUCGUGUGGGUGCAUACUGCAUAGGUCACGGACCACAGAUAAACAUCCGAGUAAUGGUUUAAGUUAUUUAUUUUGCAUGGGUCUUUGUGGCAACUGGAUGGUUUUGUUCGUGUAGUUUGCAUCAACAAUCGUUCGAGCAUACGACCAAUAAAAAUAUUUUCCAUCUAUUGUUAUUAUCACACAAUUCGUACGGUCCGUGGUCGUGAUCCGUUAUCAUACCCAUAGUUUUCUCUUUUAUUAAAACUAUCGUUUUGAGUUCAGAAUAUAACAACUAUUUAUAAUAUUUAUUGAAAAUACUUCGGAACUGUGUUAGUAUAUGCACAUCGUAAAAUAUUAUAAUAUUGUAGACACUAGAGCGACAAAAGCCAUAUCAGACUCGUCCAACCUGUGAUACGUAUUCAAAAAUGCCGACAGCUACAGACACCUUACCAGAAGUAAUAUAAUAAUUUUUGUUAUUAAUAAUACGAUUCUUUUUUGAUAUAAAUAAAUUAAUUCUAUAAGUAAUACAUUUUUGAACUUUUUCCUUCCUUCUAUAGUUACCAUCACUCGAUUCUGUGAUUGUUAUUCAUCCAGGAUCCCUGUAUCUGAGAAUAGGACGAGCAAGCGAUGGCAUUCCGCACAAGUAUAUUCACGGGUUGGCUAGAUACAGUCUGUUUGCAGAAACUAGAAGAAGGGAUCAAAUACUGCCGAACUUUCCAUAUAAAGUGAGUUUUUCUUUUUAGUUUUAACUAUUCCACAGUCUCAUAUUAUUAUAUUAAAACUUAUAAUAAACUUGCAUAUUUUUAGAACACUCUUGAAAUGCAAAUGGCCAUGGAAGAGAGUAGACUGCAAGCAUCUCAUAUGUUACAAUCAAGCUUGCAGUCGAAUGGUGACAGAAGAUAUGCUACUCCUCCACAACAAAUAGCUGCUUAUAAUCGUAACUCUAUACCACAAUAUAAGGAUACUGUGACACCCGAUCUGCUUCAACCCAAGACACCUGACGUUUCCAUUCUUUUCGGAGAAGAUGUAAGAAAAUACCUCGGAAAUACCUAUUGAUAAGUUUUUGGUAGUAACUUACCUAUGUUUAAUAUAUUAUUUACAUUUCAGAUUUUUAACAUAGAUCCUGAGCUGGAUUAUAAUGUAUUCUUUCCAGUAAAUAAUGGAGAGUUGAAUGUCAAUGGCCAAAUAGGAGGUUCAGUAACAGCAGUUUUAGCUGACCUCGAAGCCAUAUGGACACAUUGCAUAAACAAAUUACUAGGAAUUAAAUCUAUAGAAUUUCAUGUAAGUAAUUUAUAACAAUGAUGACAAAAUAUUAUUAUUAUUAAGACAUAAAGUUUGUUUAUUAUUUAUUUUAUAAAAUAUAAAUCUGCAGACAUUUUCAAUAAAAUUAAAAACUUGCAUUUUGGUUAAAUGAGUUAUUAAAAAAAAACAAGGGUAAAUUCAACAGUUGAUCAGUUAUGUUGUUGCAAAUUUGCUUUUAAAAUGUAAAUUUAACUAGUAAACUAGUAAUUGGUAUACUAUAAUUUUACAAAAUAUUAUGUAUAUUUGUUAAGGAGAUUGGUGACUAUAUUUUAGAUGAUUUAGAUCUUAAAGCUGGACAAAACUAUAGGAAUUGUGUUUAUGGUUUUCAUUUUAUUAUAAUUCUUUACUAGGAUAUUGAAAGAAGAAAUUUAAUUGUUUUACUAGAAAUCGUAAGAAAUAAAAUUGUUUUGUAUUUUUAAAAAAUGUACUUAAAGUAUAAUAUAGCAUUCAACUUGUUCAUAAGAGAAUUGAAAUUUUAAUUCCAGCAUAUUCUAUUAUAGAACAGUGAAUCGUAUUUCAUAUGUAUUACAUUUAAAUAUAUUAAAAUUAAAAACCGUUUAAAUUCAAUUCCUACACUAUUGUCUGGUUUUUCAGCCAAAAACUUAGUUUUGGCCUUAAUAUUAGUGGCGGAUUUGGGGGAAGAUAGUGGAGGUAAUUUCUCCCCAUUCACUCUCCAAUAUACUCAUAGCUUGAUUCAUCAUUGAACUUCUCAUAAAAUUGUCUUUUAUCUGCUUACUAUUAGCCCUUCUUCUUAGAUGGGUAUCAUACAGUAGAAAUGUGAAAGGGGAAUUAUUAUAAUUUAAAAAAAAUUUCAAAUUUUAUAAAAUUCUGACUUUUUAUUUAUAAUAUUUUUUUAUUUUUAUGUUAUCAAAAUCAAUUUUCACUUAUUAAUUUCAUAAAACCAAUGAUUAUAUUUAUACCUAUAUAAUUAUUCCUUUGUUCCUUUUCACUGGUAAAAAUUAUAAAAAUCCUAUGUCUGAUAUUUCUGGUUUGGUGACCUCUUAAUACACGGUUGUCACAUAAUGCUUUGGCUCUAACCGCUAGGAUGGCACGAGAUGUUACCAGAAAUUUGGGAAAAAUACCAAUAGGCUUUUAACUUAUAAGAAAUAAUUACAAAAUUGGAUUGUGUAAUUUUCCUAAUAUAGUGGUUCACCCAAUAGUAAAUUUAAAUUGUUUAUUUAUUUUAUUAUUUAUACUUUUAUUAUAUUGUAGAAUUAUCAAGUGAUCCUAAUUAUACCUGACAUAUUCAACAAAGUUCAUGUUAGAGAGAUGAUGUCAAUGAUAUUAUUAAGCAUGAAAUUUAAAUCUUGCCUUCUCGUACAAGUAAAACUAAAUUUAAAACAUUUAAUUUAAACUAAUAUUAAUAUAUAUUAUUAUUAUUGUAUUUUAAUUUUAGGAUCAUGUUGCAGCAACCUAUGGGGCUGGUUUGGGUUGUGCAUGUGUUGUAGAUGUUGGUCAUGGAAAAACAUCUGUGAGUUGUGUUGAAGACGGUAUAUCCCAAGCAAAUACAAGGAUCAGAUUACGUUAUGGUGGAGGUAAUUUAAAAAAAAAUGCUUUCAGUCAUUUAUAAUUUCAUAAUAAAUAAAAUUUCAAUUAUAAAAAAAGAGAGAGCUCUGAGACUAGGGUUAGGUGUGUCACUGUUUUAACUGGAAAAUCAGAAAGGUGUAGGAUACAUGAAGUUGUUUAAUUUAUAUCUGUAAGCAACAAUAAACCAUUGCUAAUGAAAAGUUCAUUCCUUCUGAGUGAAGUUGUGUUAUAUACAUGUUUUGAAAUGAAGUAAAUUACAAGUUUCCUAAAAAUUUAAUACUAAAAUGCUUUUUAAAAAAAUACUACCACUAGAUAAAAUAAAAAAGGAACUUUAUAUUCAUUUUUCAGCAUUUCUGUUUGGAUAAACAAUUGAAUCCAUAUAUUUACUGUCAAAUGAUUAAAAUAGUUCAAUAAUCACCAGAAUAUUUUUAAAACUUUCCCACUUUUAGAAAAGUUUAAAAAAUUUAUGUUUACUGAAAAUUUAAUUUCUCUACAAAUAAUUUUUAACAAAUUUCGACUAAAAGACAAAAUUAAAAAUAAUGGCAUAUGCUAAUUAAAAUUAUUUUUCAAUAAGGUAUUAGUAGAAUUGUUUAAGACCUAUUUUUAAAGAAAAGGCACAUGUUCAAAAAUGUAGAUUGUGGGUGCCCGGUUUUCUCAAUUGUAUGGGUGCCCAAAACACUAUAAGCAAAAACAUAAAAUUAUUAUAAUUUAUCAAAACAUAAUUGUUUUAAUGCUUUUAUAGUAGAUUAAAUAAAAAUAUUUAAUAUUUCUAACAGGUGUCUGGCACCCCUCAAAAAUUACAAAGGAUGCUCAGGCACCUGUAUACAUGGCACCAAUGUAGUGGAUACUAAAGGGAAAUAUCAAUUCUAGAUUGAUCGUUAGACUGUGCAGUCAUUUGUUUUUUUUUUCCGUUAUUACUUAAAAAUAAGUUUACAUUUCCGUUAGUGAUUAUUAAAUAUUAUAUAUAUACUGAACAAUUAUAGUGUUUAACUUUGAGAAAUAAAUAUGUACUGUCAACUUUGUUCUCAAUUAUUGUCUCUUAGUAAAGGAAUUUUUUGUUGUCUGCGAAGCUAAUUUUUACACUUUGCACUGGUAUACAUACUUCCAAAAUAGACAAGGACAAAUGGAGUUGUGAACACUGUAAAAACAAGCAUAUAACAUCAAGAAAGCCACAUAUUGAUAGUAAGGAUAGUGCCAGCAAAAAUGAAAAUUCUGAGGAUUAUCGUAGUGAUGACAGGAAUAAUCUAUAGGUUUCUAUUAAUAAAAUAUUGUUUAAAUUAGAUAAACUAACCACAUCUCAUGUUGCAAUUGAAAAAAUCCAUACAAUUUUUAUCAGAUAAUGUUGAUGAUUUCAUGGUUUAAUUAAAUAAUGUGAAUGAACAUGAGAAAAAAAUGAAUACAAUCGAUAAUAAGUUUAUAUUCUUACAAAAAAAAAGUUGACCAUCUCAAAAGUAGUUUGAAUGUCAUUGAACAACAUAAAUUUAUCAAUAAUUUAGACAUUAGUGUUAUUCCUAAGACGGGAAAUGAAUUGACUUCUGUAAAAACUUAACAUAGAUAUAAGUAAUAAUACAUUUUAUUAUGUAUAUAUAUAUAUAUAUAUUAUAAGUAUUUUAUUUUAACUAAUAGUAAUUAGCAUUACAUAUUGUUUAACAGUUUAAUUUUCUAAUUAGAAACUCACCUACUCCAAGCACAAGCUUUGCUUUUUGGAGAGGUUUUUAUUGUACUUAAUUUUUUUUUUUUUUGGUUAUAUGAUGAUGAAAUAAGUAUAUUAUUAUUAUUAAACAAAAAAAAAUAUAUAUAUAAAUGAAGAGUCCUAGUAUGAAGUUAUGAGAAAAUAAUUAUAAAAAAAAAUUGUAUUUAUUUAUUAUUAACGUUUUAUUGGUCAGUUCUAAUAAUUGGAAAUGAAACAUCAUUCUAAGAACUGGUUUGUUUUUAUGCUAGGAAGAUCGAAAAUGGAACUGGUGUUCAGUAUGAGACAAAUUGUAAGAAAGUGCAAAGUAAAAAAAAAAAUUUAUGGCUUUUAUAGAUUAAAAAAAAAAGUUUUAUGACAGAGUACCCAGAGAUUCUGAUGUUGGGCGUUAAUGAGAAAAGGUGUUCUAAAAUUUGAUUAGUUUUUGAUAGAGGAUGUGUAUGAAGGUUCAAAUACGAGUGUAAGAAGUAUAUGUGGAUUAACCGAGGAUUUUGGGAUUAGAAUAGAGUAUAUUAAGGGUCGGCCUUGAGCCCUUACCUAUUCAAUAUAGUAUAUGUGGUAUUUGUAAAUUAUGUAGUUAUAAUAAGAAAAAAUCUGAAAGAAAUUAUUAAGUUAAGAAUAAUAUAAGGAUGGCGGUUGUAUGAAAGGACAACGUGGAAAUGGAUCAAGUGGAAGUUAAGUUGGGUUCAUAGUUGUGAUGAAGAUGAAUGAGAAGAAGAAAUAUGUAAUGCCAUGUUAUAACAUAAUUGUUUUUCUGUUUUAUCCCCAUUUUUAUGAAAACCACUUGGACAUUCAAAAAAUGACCUUCACCAUCCCUAAUCCAUCAAUUAGAUCCAAAAUGCAACAAAAACAGUCCUAUCAUUAUUUUAUUGGAGUAUGAUUUGUGAUAGAAAAAUUGUUUACAGAUAGAUGGGGGAAAAAAGUGUAUAUAUAUUUAAUGCAUACAUAGUAAAACUAAUAAAUUUAAUAUAUUCUAUACUACUAUUAGAAUUUAAAAGUACAAUAUACAAAUGUAUUUGUAAAUUUUGUUUUAAUAAUAUAUCAAUUUUUAUUAUUCAAUUAAUUAUGUUUAUUAAUAAUUAGUUGACUUGUUUAUAUAAAUAGUAAUUUUCAGUAAAAUUUGUAUAGGGAAUAUUACACAAGCAUUUGAUUGGUUACUUAAAAGAUGCAGUUUUCCUUAUCAAGAAUGUAAUCCUACUGCCAAUUAUCAUGAUGCUCUUCUAAUGGAUAAUUUGAAACAACAAUUGUGUCAUUUAAAUUUGGAUAAAUGUGGUGCUGUACAAAAAACAGUAACUAUUAUGCGACCAGGACAAAAACACUUGCAGUACACAAUACAAGUAAUUUAAUAAAUAAAAAAAAUGGAGGAACAGAACUAUUUUAUAUUUUUUACUACUAAAUUUAGGUUGGUGAUGAAGCAAUGAUUGCAGUUUUAGGGAUGUUCAACCCAACAUUAUUAGGUAUCACAGAUAACAACCAUUAUGUAAUUCAAGAAAGAUUAAAGUCACUACCUGAAGAUCCUUAUGAUGAAGAGUUCUUAAGAGAAACUAGUGUACAUUUUUUUUUUUAUAAAUAUUUUAUUUACAUUAUUGAUUUUUCAUGUUAUUAUUUUUUUUUUUUUUAGAGGCGUGGUAAUGGCCGAGAAAUGAAUGAGAUGAUUGAAAUACAAACUGAAAACAAUACUGUACAUAAUGCUGAAGAAGAAAUAUGUGUUGACCAAAUUGAAGCAACUGCUGGGAAUUAUUUCGACAUUGAAACAGGACGACCACAGAGUCUCGAUAAAGUCAUUGUACAAAGUAUUGAAAGAUUAAGUAAGUUUCUGCUAUAUUAAGUGAAAAAAAAAAAAGGUUUAAUACUAAAUUAAAAAUUUAUAUUUAGCUUCAGAUGACAUCAAACGAAAAAUGUAUAGCAACAUAUUAGUGGUAGGUGGUGGACUCAAAUUUGAUGGGGCGUGUGCUUGGCUAAAAAGCAAAAUAUCACUAAAUGCACAACAAGUUUAUUAUGGAGGUUUGAUUGAUUUCAUUUAUUCGUGGAAAUACAGUUUGUUAAUUUUAAUUUUGUUUAUUUUUUUAAGGACAUAUUGAUAUAAUAAAUUCGCCAAAAGAUUUGGACCCACAAAUUGUUACAUGGAAAGGUGCUGCGAUACUCGCAGGUUUGGACUCUGUAAGUGAACUUUGGAUCUCUGGAAAAGAAUGGUCUUCAUGGAGUAUACGAAUUUUAAAAGAACGAGCAAUGUUUAAUUGGUGAUCAAAAUUAAUUUUAUUAUUUAAAUCUUAGAUUAGUUAUUAUUCAAUUUUCAUAAUAAUACCAUAUACCUACGACAUGAUAUAAUAUAGUAUUAUAACUUUAUAUAUUCUACAAAAACUUCUAGUCAUAGAAAUGAAUUUCUUUAUUCCAGAUACUCAUUUUUUUUAAUUUGAUUUAAAACUUGUAUUAAUAAAUCAUUUUUUUUAUAAGGGUGUAUUCAGUUAUUAAAUUAAAACUUAAGGGAAGAGUCUUCAUUUACCUAUUUUUAUUUUAUUAAAUUAACAACUUGUCAGACUUAUUCUCAUGUAAUUAAUUAGAUGUGUGGAGGAGGUUCAAAAAAAAAAAAAAUGUGCUGCCAAAAUAUUUUAAGUUUUUAAUAAUCUAUUAUUAUCCUUACACAGCUUUAAAAGAUAGUUAUUUUUAAGAGUAGACAAAUCUUAUUUGUAUGCUAUUAGAAUAAAUUAAAAUUGCCUAUUGUAUUAUACAAUACAAACAAUAUUGUUUAAUUGUUUUUACAUUAAUAAAGUGCUAUUAUCAUAGUUAUUUUUAAUUAUUAUAUUGAAAAUAUUUUUUAAAAAAGUUUUACAGUUUAAUUAUAAAAUUAUAUAGUUCUAAUAAAUGCAGAAUAAAAUUAUAUUUAAGAUUAUUUUAUGGAUAAAAUAGGUCAAUUUUUUUACUUUUCCACUUCUAGAUUUUUGCUUAAAUUCUACAUCAAUGAUAAAUUUCACAUUUUUCUUAUGUUCUUUCCAAUAAGUUAACUUCAAAAAAAAUUUUUUUUUGUAAUUUGUUUCAUUUAUUUUACAAACCACGUUAUAAUGAGUAUCCAUUUGUUUUUAAAAAAUUAUUGUUAUUUAUAAAAUUUGUUAUUAUACUGUGUUACCACCUUAAGUAAAGUUGAUUUAUUUACAAUACUGAUGUAUUUUUUUUUCUAUCUGUGUUAUUUAUUUGUUCUCUUUAUGCUAUUGUAUAACUAUUCUAUUAUUAUAUUAACCUUUAAGUACUUAUCACUUGAUGAAUAUUUUUUCACUAAUUAGUAAUUUAGUACUUAUAAUAUAUUACACUUUUCCUGUCGAUUAAUUAAUAAAAAAAAAAAAAAUUGUGAACGUUUACCAAAGUAAAAAAAUUACCCUAAUGUCAAAGGUAUUAUAAUUUAAUAUAAAUUAUAUAACAUGCAAUGUUUAUUAACAAUAAUUAACCCUUAUAAAAUACAGAACCAAUUUGAAAAAAAAAUGAGACUUAUUUAUGGUGUUUACAUGCAGAGUUGCCUUGUAACUGUGUGUAAGAUUUUAGAUUUAGCGUAACGAGGGAGCUAUUGGUUUUAGAAUGCUGUUUAUUUCUUCUUUGUUCUAGUCUGUGGACACGUUGUUUCCUAGUAAACUUGCGCUGAUUUUUACGUGUAGCAACUUUUCGGAAAUCUCAAGUUGUCUAGAUUGUAUUUAAGAGAAGUCAUUAUUAGUUCCGAAACAUUUUAGCCAUUUUUGAGCUAUUUUUAACCAUUUUUUUUGGGAGUUUUUGUUGUAAUUUGGUUAAAAAUAGUCGUAAAGACUUGAAAUUUGGAAUGUAAACUUAUAUUCGCAUUUUCUAGACAUAGUAAAAUUUUCAAAAUAUUUGAGACAAUUUUUUUAUUUUGUAGCUACUUGUGGAUGAAAUUGUUAAACUUUAACAAACUUUAACUUUCAAUGAUACAUUCUGUAUCACCGAACUUAGCUUAGAAUAGUUUUUCAUGAGCAAUGGUUUAUUCAGAAGCAACGCAAAAAAUAUAUGUAUGAAAUGAUUGCCCAUAAGUAUAAGAUACUGAGGAAUUUAAUUAGAAUGUGGUAAAUGUCGAAUUUGAUUACUAGUGCUGGCAAAAUAUUUUUUUCUUUUUCUGAUUUAGUUUGUGUGACGACAUCCACCUUAAGCGAUAGGCUCGUAGUCAUCGGUAUUAAAGGCUAACAUCCUUUCUAUCAUAUCUGUUUUCUAUGAGUUUAUUGUUUCCUAAAGAUAUGAAUUGCGGGUUUAACAUUCUCUUAAGAGUACCUAUAUAUAUAUAAAUACAUACACAGUCUUAUAUACAAUUAUCUUAUGAUCACCUACGCGAUUUUUUCGGACAGAUAUGCGCUUAUCUAGCAAUACAUUUUUAAAGCUAACAUCUCCGAGUAUCCGCCUGUAAAAAACUUGUCCAUUUCAUUUUCUUCCAUAUUUUAAUGGAAUUAAAAAUUCGGCUACACGCUAUUACAUAAUAAUUAUUCCUAAACGUAUACAGGUAGAUUACAUAUCGUGUUUUUGAGUCUAUUUGUUUUUAUACAAUAUAUAAUGGGCAAAAGUAUUUGUAGAAGUCGAAAUAUUUUGAUAGAAUGGUUGAGGAAUUUAAGCCCGUCGCAACAAAUCAAAGGUAUCAUUUCAAUUAUUUGUUGGUAUUCAUAAAUAUUGAGUAAGCCACUAUUUUUUUUUUCGAAAUAUUUAACAUUAUAAAUGGCUUAUUGACACAAUUAAUAGGAGGUUAAAUGAUAUAAUACUUUGAAUAAAAUUACCCAUUUUGCAUUCACGGCUUAAUUGUAUUUAAUUUACUUAACCAUGUAUCAUUUUGAUACUUUUGAAGAGCAGUAAAGGCCAUAUCUUCUUCGCAAUCGGUUUUUUGUCUCAUCAUCAGCAAACAUUUCAAGAAUUUCUAUAAAAUUAGCUUUAUUAGCUGAACUAUGAGACUUGUUAUGACCCCAGAAUGAUAUGCCUUGUUUAGCUAAACAUAGAAUAGUCUUAAACAAAAAUAAAACAUGAUCACUGUUUUCGUCAACAUAUUUUAGUCUACCAAUAUUACUGUGAAGUUAUUAACUGAAUUAGACAUUUUAUUUUAUUAUGUUUGAUUAUUUGGAACACAAUAAAAGAUCUUCAGAAACACUUCAAUAGUAAAGCAUUUAUCUGUUGUUGAAAAAUGAAUUUUAGUCGUCAUAAUGAAUUCUUUCCUUUUAGAAUAACCAUGCCGUUUUUUUUUUU
This is a messenger RNA of Cinara cedri, 9908 nucleotides long. The record is from the annotation of a GenBank genome assembly. NCBI's taxonomy places the organism in Eukaryota, Metazoa, Arthropoda, Insecta, Hemiptera, Aphididae.